AUGCAUUCUUCCAUCUUCUUUACCGUCUUCGCCGGCAUCGUCGGUAUCACUACGGCAUCUCCUACCGAGUCAAACACUGAUCCUACCGUCUGCGCUCCGGGUACCGGUUUCUUCCAAUCCUGCAGCAAUGGCUUCAGGGGCUGCUGCACAGCCGACGCUUGCACCAUUGGGUACUGCCCCGAUGUGACCGUCACCUCAUCCAAGACUGCUAUUGUUACGGCGACCCCCGUUCCCGAACACAAGGCUCACUGGCAGCCCGAGACCGUCUCCGAUCCGACUGUUUGCAAGCCUGGCACUGGCUUCUUUCAGUCUUGCUCAAACGGCUUCAGAGGCUGUUGUAAGGAGGACGCCUGCACUUUGGGCUACUGCCCCCCUGCCUCUGAAAAGCGCGAUGAGACUGUCUGCUUUCCCAACACCGGCUUCUUCCAAUCCUGUGCCAACGGCUUCCGGGGCUGCUGCAAGGGCGACGCUUGCACUCUUGGUUACUGCCCCGAUGUCCCUGCCACCGUUGUCAAGCGUGACGAUCCGACUGUAUGCGCUCCCGGCACUGGUUUCUUCCAGUCUUGCUCGAAUGGCUUCCGUGGAUGCUGCAAGUCUGAUGCCUGCACUCUUGGAUACUGCCCUUCCACCACUGAGAAACGCCAGGACCCAACCGUCUGCGCUCCAGGCACUGGUUUCUUCCAAUCCUGCUCCAACGGUUUCCGCGGUUGCUGCAAGGCCGACGCUUGCACUCUGGGAUACUGCCCAUCUACCACCGAGAAGCGUCAGGACCCAACUGUUUGUGCUCCCGGCACUGGCUUCUUCCAGUCCUGCUCCAACGGUUUCCGUGGGUGUUGCAAGGCUGAUGCUUGCACCAUUGGCUACUGCCCUGACCUGAAGUUCCGCGAGCCUACCGUAAAGCGCGACGAGACCGUCUGCGCCCCUGGCACUGGCUUCUUUCAGUCUUGCAGCAACGGCUUCCGCGGAUGCUGCAAGCAGGAUGCGUGCACCAUUGGCUACUGCCCGGAUGUCAAGAGCUUCGAGACCGUUACGAUUGCUCCCAAGACUUCGCCUACUCCUACGCCUGAAGCUAACCACGAGUGGCACGCUGAGCCCAAGAACACCGACCCGACUGUGUGUGCCCCUGGAACUGGCUUCUUCCAAUCUUGCAGCAAUGGCUUCCGUGGUUGCUGCAAGGCCGACGCCUGCACCAUUGGUUACUGCCCCUCCAACUAA
Molecule: messenger RNA, 1215 nt
Organism: Colletotrichum chrysophilum
Lineage: Eukaryota; Fungi; Ascomycota; Sordariomycetes; Glomerellales; Glomerellaceae
Exons: 1
Coding region: 1-1215 (404 amino acids)
Source: RefSeq, a predicted model, not a curated record